AAAGGACCUCUGCACUGUCCCAUAGCACCUGGCAGUGCAAGGCUUGGUCGCGACAACUUGACUGGCUAGCUGAUCCACCGUCUGGUCCCGGAUCGCUAUCGCACUCUACGACGAGGCUCCUAUCUUGGCCCUCGAUCACCGCUCACGCUACACAGCGGUUCAACACCAGGCAAAACUCGUCAAGAUGGCAAAUAGGGCUGCGAUCCCAUUUCUUGUGGGGAUGAUGCUCCUCACAGGCGUGUGCAAUACCCUCCUUACCAAGUACCAGGACAACCAAUGCGUCCGCAAUUGCGACGACCCUGAUCCAAAGAACCACAAGACAUUCGAACAGCCUGUGAUCCAAACAGCCCAAAUGUUCGUCGGCGAGACGGGUUGCUGGCUCGUCGUGGGCCUUAUCAAUCUGUGGCGCCGCUACAUCUCCAAGUCAUCCGCCGAGGACGCCGAAUAUGAGCCUGUGAACACCUCCGAGGCCGACGCAGAUAUCAACUCGGACGCGCGCAGCGUACACUCCACGACGGCGCUGAACCCGAACGGCAGCGAUGACGCCAACGGCCACAGCAAGCACGUCGUCGCGAGCGACGAAACUCUCAAGGGCGCCCGGGUGCUCCUGCUGGCCCUGCCUGCGAUCUGUGAUAUUCUCGGCACGACGCUCAUGAAUGCCGGCCUGCUGCUGGUCGCAGCCUCGAUCUACCAGAUGACCCGUGGCGCCCUGGUGCUGUUCGUCGGCUUGUUCAGCAUUUUGUUCCUCAAGCGCAAGCUGCACCUGUUCCAGUGGACGUCGCUCGUGGGCGUUGUCCUGGGUGUCGCGAUCGUGGGUCUGGCUGGUGCCAUCUGGCCCGACCAGAAGAAGAGCGAGGCACACGCCACCGAGGUCGGUGCAGACGCGCUGCUGGCCAUUGUGGGUGUGCUCAUGAUCGCAGGUGCGCAGAUCUUCACCGCAACGCAGUUUGUUGUGGAGGAGUGGCUGCUGGAGCGCUCGACUAUUGACCCCAUCCGUGUCGUCGGCUGGGAGGGGUUGUUCGGGUUCCUGGUGACCUUGUUGGGGAUGAUCGUCCUCCACUUCGCCAUCGGCAGGACGGACGCCGGAAAGAAUGGCCCGUUCGACAUGGUGGAGGGCUGGAAGCAGUGGACAGGCAACCUGAAGGUGCUGGUUUCGAGCGUGUUGAUCAUGUUCAGCAUUGGUGGGUUCAAUUUCUUUGGCCUCUCUGUUACCCGCUCCGUGAGCGCCACGUCUCGCUCUACCAUCGACACUUGCAGGACUCUCUUCAUCUGGAUCGUCUCUCUUGGCCUCGGCUGGGAGACGUUCAAAUGGCUACAGGUUCUUGGCUUCGCCCUGCUGGUGUACUUCACCUUCCUGUUUAACGGCAUCGUCCAGCCGCCCUUUGAAUUCCUCCGGCCGAAGGAGGAGGUUGAGGAAUUACUGCCCGAGGAGCCUGUUGAGCAUAUUUAAGAGACGUGCUAGAUGUUUGUCUGUGUUGUGAAGGGGUUUCAUCAUGGAGUUUAGGUUUGGUUUUGUACAAGCUUGAGUGAUCAAUAUUGCAUAUCAUUUGGGCAUCUGUGGGCCAUUCAAUCCAGGCUUGGAUUUGGGAUAUAGUUGGGAAUAUUACUCCUUUUAUUUUUC
Cryphonectria parasitica EP155 is the source of this 1621-nucleotide messenger RNA. RefSeq lists its product as uncharacterized. Gene Ontology annotation, cellular component: intracellular membrane-bounded organelle; Golgi membrane. Bases 185 to 1450 code for a protein of 421 amino acids. Gene Ontology annotation, biological process: pyrimidine nucleotide-sugar transmembrane transport. The record is from RefSeq and is a predicted model, not a curated record. NCBI's taxonomy places the organism in Eukaryota, Fungi, Ascomycota, Sordariomycetes, Diaporthales, Cryphonectriaceae. Gene Ontology annotation, molecular function: pyrimidine nucleotide-sugar transmembrane transporter activity. The transcript has 3 exons.